CGUUGUCCUCAGGGGGCGUCAGCCAGAGACCAGAGCUGUCACUUCGCCUUUCUUCCUCCGAUUGCCUUCGUGUCAACCUCCCAAAAACCCUCCCUUCCCUCCUCCUUCCUUCACCGCCACACAUGGAGGCGGUCGGCUCUCGGUUGGGCCGAGCAUCUUCCCGCUACGGCACUCCCACCGUCUUCACUGGCCCAGUCCGCAAGUGGAAGAAGAAGUGGGUUCACGUCUCUCCCCCUUCUUCCUCCUCUGUUUCCUCCCAUAACUCUCACCACUCCAACUCCGCCAACGGCUCGGACUCCCGCCUUCUUCUUUGCCGCUGGACCCCUAUCACUGCCUCCUCCGCUUCUCCUGCCGACAAUAGCUCCGCUAAUGCCUCCGAUGAACCUCCCAGGAGGAAGUUCCGCUACACUCCUAUUGCUGUGUUAGAAGAACAGAAAAGGGUGGCAGUGGGAAAGGCUGAAAACGGACCAACAACUGAAACAGGCCAAUCAACAGCUAGACCAACAACUAUGACUCAAGAGACACGUGGGAAGCUGAACAUGAAUGAAACCUCAGAGGAGGAGACCCAGGAAUCAAACAUCAACCAGUUGGAGCUUGUUUUAGGCUUCAAAGGUGAGGACGAUGACUACAGUCAAAACGUCGAUGAAGAACAAGUUCUGGUGGGAAGUCAAUGAGCUGAAUCUCUGAAUUGGUUGGCCCCAGAAAGAUGAUGUCUGUGAGUUAGGAAGAUAGAAACUGAGUUAGUGUAGAAGUAGGUUAUGUAUUUUAGGAAAUAGAGUGGAUUUAUUAUGAUAUGAUGCUCUGUGACUCGACAUGAUUAACACGUACUAUUGUAUAGAUUGGUGUGGUUACCUAUCGUUAGUGUAGGAUUAGCGAGUGUGGGUGAGAGAGUGGGAUUAUCAUUAUCAGAUUGUUGUAUUAUAUAUAAUUUGAGACCACUCAGUAGCAGUAGCGCAUGAUACUAAAUCUGCUUGGUGCAUGCUUGUCAGAAAUAAAUAGCCUGAAUUUGUAUGUUGAACGUCGAGAUGAUAAUGUCCUGCUAUUCUAGAUUUUUAGGUCAUUCCUUCAGACCAGCUCAUGUAAGCCUGAAAUGGGAAGGGAUAUGUUUGAAACAUGAACCUGUGGCUGAUAUGCUAUAUUUUUGCCACG
Messenger RNA from Neltuma alba, 1149 nucleotides. RefSeq lists its product as uncharacterized. The record is from RefSeq and is a predicted model, not a curated record. The coding region runs from base 123 to 674 and encodes 183 amino acids. NCBI's taxonomy places the organism in Eukaryota, Viridiplantae, Streptophyta, Magnoliopsida, Fabales, Fabaceae. The transcript is spliced from 3 exons.